AUGGCAGCUCAGCAAAUGAAGAGAGAGGUUCACAUUGUGAAAGAAGAGGAGGCUGGGAGAGGAAAGGAGACCCUUGAAUUGAAAACUCAUUUACAGUCUCAUGCUGGAGGUAAGGUGAAGGGUGAAGGAGCCAAAAGAGAAAGUGGUGGCGGUGGUGUUCAUUCUGUUGGAAAGUUUGAAAUGAAAGGUGGAGAGAAGGGUUCUGCAGGGGAAAAUAGAAGAGUGUCUCAAGAAGCAAAAGAAAGAGCUGAAAGAGCAAGAGAAGAGGAGGAACGCUCAAGGUUGGAGGAGAUAUCCAAGUAUAGAGCUCAGCAGAACUCCAGGGAUGCUAUUGCAGGUGCUCAAGUGAGAGCAAAACAAGAAGCAAGGUUGAAAGAGGAGGAGAAAAGGGAAUUUGAGGCCAAAAGAGCAGCUCAAAAUCAGGAAUCUAUGGCGAGGCCAACAGCAAAAACCACCACUGAAGAAGCAAAAGUAAAAGCAAGAGAAGAAGAAGAAAGAAUAAGGUUGGAAGAGGCUUCCAAGAUCAGAGCUCAAGCUCAACGGAGCGCAAUGGAUGCAGCUGCAAAAUACACAGCAAGAGAAGCAGAAGAAAGGUCAAGGUUGGAAGAGGUUUCCAAGCACAGAGCUCAAGCUCAACAGAAGAACGCAAUUGCAAAAGAAAAAGCAAGAGAAGCAGAAGAAAGAUCAAGGUUGGAAGAGGAAAGAGAGGAAAAAGAAAGGUCAAGGUUGGAAGAGGCUUCCAAGAUCAGAGGUCAAGCUCAACGGAAUGCAAUGGAUGCAGCUGCAAAAGACAAAGCAAGAGAAGCUGAAGAAAGGUCAAGCUUGGAAGAGGUUUCCAAGCACAGAGCUCAAGCUCAACAGAAGAACACAAUUGCAAAAGAAAAAGCAAGAGAAGCAGAAGAAAGAUCAAGGUUGGAAGAGGAAAGAGAAGUACAAGAAAGGUCAAGGUUGGAAGAGGUUUCAAAGCACAGAGCUCAAGCUCAACACAAGAAUGCAAUUGCCAAAGAAAAAGCAAGAGAAGCAGAAGAAAGAUCAAGGUUGGAAGAGGAAAGAGAAGCAGAAGAAAGAUCAAGGUUGGAGGAGGUUUCCAAGAUCAGAGCUCAAGCUCAACAGAAGAAAGCACUUGCAAAACAAAAAGCAAGAGAAGCAGAAGAAAGAUCAAGGUUGGAAGAGGAAAAAGAAGCAGAAGAAAGGUCAAGGUUGGAAGAGGUUUCCAAGAUCAGAGCUCAAGCUCAACAGAAGAACACAAUUGCAAAACAGAAAGCAAGAGAAGCAGAAGAAAGGUCAAGCUUGGAAGAGGAAAGAGAAGAAGAAGAAAGAACAAGGUUGGAGGAGGUUUCAAAGCACAGAGCUCAAGCUCAACGGAACGCAAUGGAUGCAGCUGCAAAACAUAUAGCAAGAGAAGCAGAAGAAAGGUCAAGGUUGGAAGAGGUUUCCAAGCACAGAGCUCAAGCUCAACAGAAGAAUGCAAUUGCAAAAGAAAAAGCAAGAGAAGCAGAAGAAAGAUCAAGGUUGGAAGAGGAAAGAGAAGAAGAAGAAAGAACAAGGUUGGAAGAGAUUUCAAAGCACAGAGCUCAAGCUCAACUCAACGCAAUUGCAAUUGCAAAAGAAAAAGCAAGAGAAGAAGAAGAAAGAUCAAGAUUGGAAGAGGUUUCAAAGUACAGAGCUCAAGCUCAACAGAAAGCAAGGAAUGCAAUUGCAAAAGCUCAAGACAGACACAAGAUAGAAAAACAAGUAGCAACUGAAGGACUAAGCGGUGCAACUCAAACUACUCAGGAGAUAAACAUGCGGGCUCAAGCUAAAGAUUUCAUAGUUGAGAACAAGGGGCAGCCAGGCUAUGUUGCAACUGUAACUGCACCAGAGAAAAACAUGCAGGCACAAGCUAAAGAUGUCAUAGUUGAGAACAAGGGGCAGCCAGGCUAUGUUGCAACUGAAACUGCACCCGAGAAAAACAUGCGGGCACAAGCUAAAGAUGUCCUAGUUGAGAACAAAGGGCAGCAAGGCUAUGUUGCAACUGAAACUGCACCUGAGAAAAACAUGCGGGCCCAAGCUAAAGAUGUCCUAGUUGAGAACAAAGGGCAGCAAGGCUAUGUUGCAACUGAAACUGCACCUGAGAAAAACAUGCAGGUAAAGGAGAAGGCAACACAGGCUAAAGACAUCAUAGUGGAGAAAGGGCAACAAGGUUAUGUUGUAGCAAAGGAUAUAGCGGCAGAUUUGAAGGACAAGGCUACUGUGGCAGGGUGGACUGCUGCAAAUUACUCUGCUGAUAUGACUGUGGAAGGAACCAAGGCUGCUACUAAUGUUCUUUUGGGAACUGCAGAGUAUGUAGGACAGAAGGGUUCUGAGCUCGCCGCCAAGUCCGUGGAUGUUGCUAAGAAUUUAGCUUCUUCAGCUGGGGAAACUGCCAAGGAAUACACAGCAAGGAAGAAAGAGGAGGCACAAAGGGAAUUACAGGCCAAGGAGGCACAGAGGGAAUUGGAGGCUGAAAGUGCUGCAGCAGUUCAUAACCUGGAACAAAGAGAAUUGGAGGCCAAAAGUGCAGCAGCAGCUCAAAACCUGGAACAAAGGGAAUUGGAGGCCAGAAGUGCUGCAGCAGCUCAAAAUCAGCAAUUUCAGGGAAUGCCCUCAGCAAAAGCCACCACUGAAAGCUAUCCAGGGGGGGAAAGACAAGGGCUACAAGGUACUGUUAUGAGUCCAAUUUGGGAAAGCCUACAAGGACAAAAGGGUAGAGGAAGCAAUGUGUUCAUUACAACCAAUGACAACAGUGUGAACAAUGCUGCUAGCAGGGUGCAUAUGCAGAAGCCGUAUGACAACAUAACUGCUGGGGAAGGCUUUCGGGGAGAACAUGAACAAACUCAAGGGAUGAUGAAGCAAGCAACUGAAGGAGGAGGAGGAAGCGAGGUGUUGGGAGCAGUAGGUGAAACCGUGGCUGAGAUUGGAGGAACCAUUAUGAAACCUGCAGAGAAAGUGCAACAGGGAAAAGGGGGUGGUGGAGUGUUCGGUGCCAUAGGUGAAACCGUUGCAGAAAUUGCUGAGACAACUAAGGUGAUGGUUGUUGGAGAUGGUGAAAUAGAGCCAAGGCAGGGAACUGGGUCACAAUAUAAACAUGAGUAGUAUGUGGUUGUUGGAGAUGGUGAAACAGAGUCAAAGCAGGGUAUUGGGAUAGAAUGUAAGCAUAAGUAGUGAGGUGUGUUUUGUAGCUGGUUAUACAUAAGCUGUUUUGUGGAAUCCUGUGAUCCAAUAAAUAGCUGAAAGUCCCAUGUUUUUUUGGGGUUGUAGAUAAAUAAGAGUAAGCUGAAAGUUCCACGUUUUUUUGGGGUUGUAGUAAAUGGGUGAGUAGCUGAAAGUUCCAUGUUCAUGCUUGUAAAUAAAUAAGAACAUGUUUGUGGUUGUGAUUCUAUGGAAGAAUAUAAAUACAGAAGUUUUGUAGUC
Lotus japonicus is the source of this 3432-nucleotide messenger RNA. RefSeq names its product seed biotin-containing protein SBP65-like. The record is from RefSeq and is a predicted model, not a curated record. The transcript has 3 exons. The coding region runs from base 1 to 3114 and encodes 1037 amino acids. NCBI's taxonomy places the organism in Eukaryota, Viridiplantae, Streptophyta, Magnoliopsida, Fabales, Fabaceae.